AUGAAAUACUUAAGUCACCAGAUUCAAGAUGAGAUUAUUGACAUCCUGUCUCAACGUGUGAAAGCUGACAUAAUUAGUGAAAUAAACGAAGCCUCGUUUUAUUCCAUUUUCAUAGACAUAACGCAAGAUGUGUCAAAGAUAGACCAGCUGAGCCAGGUGUACCGUUAUGCAACUGUUAUUAAGAAUGACAUGGAUAUUGCAACAGAUAUACAGAUCAAUGAAGUGUUUUGGGCGUCAGAGCUUGAAAACCAAAUCCUGGGCUCCAUAGAGAAAAACGGAACUGAUCUGUCAAAAUGCCGCGGACAGGGCUAUGAUGGGGCCACAAAUAUGAGUGGUGCGUAUUCAGGCGUUCAGGCAAGAAUAGCAGAGAGGGAGCCCCUUGCCCGUUAUGUUGAUUGCGCUGCUCAUAACCUCAACCUUGCUCUCAACGACACUGUUAAAAGUGUUCCUGGAGUGAAGCAGUUCUAUGACCCUUUCAGUUCUAUGUACAACUUUUUUGGUCACAGUGUCAAACGAUGGGCGCUCCUCGCUCCUCCAGUAGAGGACGAGGGUCGAGGUGCAAAGGUUUCCUGUCUCUACCCUGCAGAGGAGGCGAGGCAGCUCUUGGGACUUCUGCCGCCGGUGUUUGUGGUUGUUGUCCAGGAGUCUGGUGCUGCUGACGCUCCACAGAGUUUGCACCACCCUCCUUUUAUUCUUCUCACCAUUGCAACCUCUGAGCGCUCAUUCUCCAAGAAAAAACUAAUGAACAACCACUUGAGGAGCACAGUGGGACAGGAGAGACUGAGUGGACUUGCCAUGUUGUCCAUUGCGCAUGAGAGAGCUAAGAAAAUGGACAUACAGAGCAUUGUGGAUGAGUUCGUGGAGCGCAAGGCUCGUCGUAUGCCCUUCAAAUAG
This is a messenger RNA of Stegastes partitus (bicolor damselfish), 894 nucleotides long. NCBI's taxonomy places the organism in Eukaryota, Metazoa, Chordata, Actinopteri, Pomacentridae. The record is from RefSeq and is a predicted model, not a curated record.